GUAAACCCAUUUCUCAGUCAUAUAUUGUGUCCGCGAUUUGAAACCAAAAAUAGCCCUCAAAUGAGUGCCAAUUGAUUGUCAAUUCAUAUAUAAUAUAAUAAUGCAUUGAAUUUGAAAAUAUUUAUGAAUCUGUUGUGAAAUCACUUGACUUUUGGCCCAAAGAGGCAGUGAUUGAGAUAUUGAAUGCUUUACUGAUUGUCGGAGUCUUAUAAAUAUCAUAUAAACAGCAAACCAUUGGUUCAGUACUUAUCGUAUGAUUAGUCAAUGCUUUGCCACCAAUACUACCACUAAUACCACUCAUUAUAUCAUUGAUCGUAACAAUCGGUUAAUUGUCUCAACCAUUGCCACAAAGCUGUCACCUCUUCGCACAAAUACUUGUCAUUUAAUUGUGUUAAUUGUGUCAAUCAAAGUGAUCAUUGAUUGUCACCAUUCACUGGCAUUUGUUGCCAUAAUAAGCACACAUUUAUGAUAAUAGUGUCCAUUAUUUGCUGUAUUUUGUCAUUCAUUUAGUAAUUGUUUGCAAAUCACGUGCGAAACGAGACUUAGAUCCCAAAGACUAUCAUAACUGGAGAGAAAGAUGUCGUCCCGAAAGCGCCGCAACUCUUCGUCGAGGCAUACGUGCGAUGGAAGUCCUCCUCAGAAGCGGCCGAAUCUCAUAAAACCCGCCAUUUUUAGUGAUGACAGGGAAGCCAUUCAGGAGUUGUCUGAAUGCGAUUACUCGUUAAAAGUGUCCUUAGAUUCGGGCAAAAAGGGUCUCAUCGGGAGACGCAUCCGGAUAUACGCGGACGGCAUAUACGACAUGUUUCACGCGGGACACGCCAGACAACUACUGCAGGCCAAGACUGCCUUUGAUAAUGUCUGGCUUAUUGUCGGAGUAAACAGCGAUAAAUUGACCAACAAAUACAAGGGAAAGACUGUCAUGAAUGAGACGGAACGGUACGAAGCGGUCAGACAUUGCAGAUAUGUUGAUGAAGUGGUGAGAGACGCGCCGUGGGUUCUGACCGAUAAGUUCUUGGAGAAGCAUAAGAUUGAUUUUGUCGCCCACGAUGACAUCCCCUACACGUCCUCCACUUCGGACGAUGUCUACACAUUCAUCAAAGAGAAGGGUAUGUUCUACACGACUGAGAGGACGGAAGGCAUUUCCACAUCGGAUUUGGUGUCGCGAAUAGUCCGCGAUUACGAUGUGUACGUCCGGCGCAAUCUGGCGCGUGGCUACUCCGCCAAAGAACUCAACGUCUCGUUCCUCAACGAGAAGAAGUUUAAGCUUCAAAACACAUUGGAUUCGUUCAAAGAUAAGAGUAAGACAUUUGUGGAGAAUCUGGAAGAGAAACGACACGAACUGAUCCAGAAAUGGGAGGACAAGUCCAGAGAAUUCAUCAAUAAUUUCCUCGAAUUAUUCGGUCGCGAAGGAAGGAUUAAUAACUUCUUGAGCCAAAGCACGGGUCGUCUGAAGAGAGCUCUGUCUCCUGUUCCGAGUCCGUCGUCGAGUCCCACCCGAAACGGUAGUGACUCUCCGGACGCCAAACACAUGCGUUCCUAUAGUGCCGAAAGCGAUGGCAAUCAGUUCUCCGACGACAGCAGCGACGACGAGACCGUCAAAUACUUUACGCCAACUCUUAAGCAGUCUCUCGAAGAACUGCAACAAUAAUAAUAAUAAUAAUUAUGAUAUUUAUGUCUCAAAAUAAAUAUUUAAUAUUUUGUCCAAACAUUUUUGUGCAACAAUUUUAGGUCUAGUCUUAAGAACUCUGCAACAAUUUUGUGUCAAAGUGUAUACAAAAUAUUGAUAAAACAAAACUGAGUUUAAGCCCACCGUUUGGAUUCUGUUUCCCAAAGCCUUGAAAAUAUUUAUUUCUUUAGCUAACAUGAGGUCUAUAAUAGGGUUUUUGAUUUGAAUUCCAAUUUGUAUUUUUACAAUCAUUUUCAUUUGAGAGUAUAUUUUAAAUCUGUGGUAUUCAAGACUUGUUGUUAACUAUUGCGUUAACUGUUAAUCUGACGAAUAAAGUGUUAUGAAAAUACUUAAAUGUAAAUUAAUUGGCAAAAUUGCAAAGUUUCAAAUCUAAUAAAAGUUAUUUCAUUGAAGAAAUAUUAGAGGAAUUGUUAAAUUGUGUGUAGAGUUAAACUAUUUAUUCAAUAAAUGGG
Oppiella nova is the source of this 2139-nucleotide messenger RNA. Lineage: Eukaryota; Metazoa; Arthropoda; Arachnida; Sarcoptiformes; Oppiidae. The record is from the annotation of a GenBank genome assembly.